Messenger RNA from Closterium sp. NIES-65, 996 nucleotides. NCBI's taxonomy places the organism in Eukaryota, Viridiplantae, Streptophyta, Zygnematophyceae, Desmidiales, Closteriaceae. The record is from the annotation of a GenBank genome assembly.
AUGGCCUCCCCUAGCGUUCUCACCUUUGACGCUAAGGGUCGAGCAGUGUACUUUGAGGUCUGGGUAGAUGAUCUGCAGCUUUUCCUGCAGUGCGAUAGGGCAGACGGCCUCUCCCUGUUUGUCCUCACUUCUGGUGCCUCCCCUGCCCCUGCUGUUGAUGUUGAUGCCACUGUUCGCUCACAGUGGGCCACGCGUGAUGCUGCUGCUCGCCUUGCUGUGCGCCGCCACUUACCGACCACUGAGCGUGCACACUUUAGCCAGUACAAGAGUGCUCAGACCUUGUACGACGCUGUAGUUGCACGCUACUCUUCCCCUGCCACUACUGCACUAAGCCGCCUCAUGCUACCGUACCUCUUCCCUGACCUUGCUGCCUUUCCCACUGUCGCUAACCUCAUUACGCACCUCCGCAAUAGUGACACUCGCUACCGCGCUGCGCUUCUUGCUGAGGACCACUUCCUCUCUGCUUGCCCCACCACUCUCACCGUUGACCUCCUCGAGAAGGCCCUCCUAGCGAUAGAGAAGAGCAUAGUUGCUGCAGGAGCCUCUCGUGGUGACCCUUGCACCCCCGUCUUUGAGGGGUGUUCUCCCUCCCCCCUCUUGCCCUCUUUUCCCUCUGAUGCUGCAGCCGACCUCGUUGGCUUCGAGUCGGUCGGCGCUGCGUCUGCCCCGAGCAGAAGACGCCGCACUGGUAAGGGCAAGGGGGGCAAGGGCACUAGAGGGGCUGGAGGGGGCGGUGGAGGUGGUGGUGGAGGCGGUGGAGGGAGUGGGGGUGGUAGUGGGAGUGGUGCCGGGGGUGGCGGCGGCAGCAGCAGCAGUAGAGGCGGUGGAGGUGGCGGAGGGAGCAGAGGCGGCGGAGGUAGUGGAGGAAGCGGAGGUGGAGGAGGCGGCGGAGGCAGCGGUGGUGGAGCGAGUCGCGACUGUGCGCAGAGGAGUGGUGCCUGUGGUGGUCAGCGCCAGCAGCAGCAGCGGAGUGGUGUGACCCUGUCCCCUCAGUAG